This is a messenger RNA of Phlebotomus argentipes, 1843 nucleotides long. RefSeq lists its product as uncharacterized. Lineage: Eukaryota; Metazoa; Arthropoda; Insecta; Diptera; Psychodidae. The transcript is spliced from 5 exons. Bases 373 to 948 code for a protein of 191 amino acids. The record is from RefSeq and is a predicted model, not a curated record.
ACUUUUCUUCGUGAAAUCAUUCAGAAGAGUUGGACUAUAAACUGCUCUUCGCACACAAUCAAUAGCCUCUGCAAGUUUCUUGCCCACAAUAAAUUCUGUGUUGAGUUAUUCAGAGACAAAUUGUGAAGAAAUAUACGACUUAGUAUUGUCAAAGAAGUCGGUGGUGGAAUUUGAUGAGACCGUUAAGAUUUGUAAUUCGCUACAUUAGAGAGAAACUUCAGGAUUUCCUUCAUGACCAGCAACUUCGUGCGAAUGUGACAUAUCAACAACUGUAAAGCGUGUGAAUUUCAAGUGAUUCGGGAAGUUUGUGAAGAGAGAUAAGAACUGUUUGCUAGUAAAUUUGCGGUGUGGAAUUGAAGAGACAAUCUCAAAAUGCAUAAGCCGUUGAAGAGAUUCACACAAUGUGGCAGUUUGACGAUGAUUUUCGCCGUUUUUAUUGUUCUGUUUGGCGUGAGUUCCACAGCAUUAACGACAUUCGGUAAACCAAAUCAAAACCAGAAUAUUCCACAACCACCAACGCCGCCACCAGUGAGAGCGAAAGAAUGCAAAACUCACCCAGACUGUUCCGUCCUGACGAACACGAGUUGCGUUAAGGAUUACUACGACGAUCGCUUCAGAUGCCUCUGCGGCGACUACACCGCGCCCGUCAACGGCUUCUGCCAAGCUAAAUUCAAAGGCCUGAGGCACAUGUGUGCAGACACCAACCAGUGCGACGAAGGCAUGCUCUGCGCCGUGGAGAACUCCACCAAAACCACAGCUUUGGGCUCCAAAGUGCCCACCAGCGCCGGUGACCAGCAAAAAGUGUGCCUAUGCGACGAAGACGCCGGCUACUCAGAGAGCCCGCGGAAUAAUAAUUGCAGCGGAGCCAUCACCAUCUUUGCAGGAGUCAUCGUGCCACUGAUAUCAUUAGUAAUUGGAUCUCUCAUGGCCAGAAAGCCUCUUCAGUAAUAAGAUAACCAACCACAUCGGCAACAAAUAACCACAAAUAUAUACAUAUCCGCACAGAGUAUCAAGCAAUACAAAGAAUGAAUAUUAUACAAACUAGUGCGUAGAUUAAUUGCACCACAAUUGCCUUAACCUUUGAGGGAAAAGGAGUGACAAAGAGAAAAGAAAAAACAUGUAGAAAAUAGUAUAAGUUUCAUUGUAAAAUUUUUUCCUUCCUGUGUAAUUCACGUUAAUAAUUAGUGGGUGAUAUUUUGAUUGCACUUUUGUGGGGCUUUCGUGCUGAAAGGUGUUUAGAAAGAGGGAACUUUGCAUUGAUGUUCAUCUUGUUGUGACUUUACAAGGAGAAAUUAUUUAAUGACUGGCGAGAAGUCGAAGGAAUCAAAGAGGAAUUUAUUUUCUAAAGUUCAACCGUGUUAUUAUGAAAAUACAAAUUAUUUCAGUAAUCACUUUCUCUCAUGAAAAUGAAGUAUAGAAUUUAGUAAAAAACGAAGAAAUUCUUCUUCUCUGUAAUUCCUUUCAAUAAAUUAAUUGCAAUGUUGUUUGCACACGCAAGAAUCACCCUUAAUUAUAAAUUGUAAUAUGCUUCUUUUCGUCAGAGGGUGAAAAUAGAGAAGAGAAAAAAUCAUAGUGUAGCUCUGUAUGUACUUUUGUAAGGAGAAAAAACUUAUGAAUAUUUAUUAAAUAAAAGUUUAAUAAGAAAUUGUAAUAAUUAUGAAAAGACCAACAGAAAACACACUCUAAGCUUCUUUUUGCCCCUAAAACAAAGUCAAUAAACUCUUAUUUUUCAAAAUUACUCCAUAAAAUCUACCAAAUAAUCACUCAAAUUGUGUUUUUAUAGAAUUGUAAGCUUUCCUUAGAAGCUAAUAAAUGCUGCACAUUUUAUGCAAAUUUCCGAUAA